GGAAGCGCUAGCCGGGACUGAGCUGGACUGGACCGUGGCAUUCCUUGGAGGAGGAGGAGAGGGAGCCGUGGAUAUGGAGGACGGUGGGACACGGCACCUCAGCCAUGAGUGCAGGGUGGAUAUGAUGGAAGAGGAGGGGGAGCCGCUGACCGGAGGAGAUGGACUGACCGGAGCUGGUGUUAUCCUGAUUCCCAAGCUGCCCCAUGUGGAGUUCAGCCUGGAAUGCAGGGAUCUGAUUGGCUCUGGCAGAGACAGGAAGCCCAAUGCUCUAGUCCAGGUUGCUGUCAUCGACCCCCGGGAACAAUACCUGGUCUCCCACGCCUGCACAGAGAUAGUAGAGGGUAGCAGAGACCCGUUGUUCCUGACAGGGGUGACCUUCCCUCCGGAGUACCCUGCCAGCCCAGAGACGCUAGUCAAGCUCACCGUCUACGAUGUGAGAGACAAGGCCCGCGACAAUAGCAGUUUCCUGGGCAGCGCUACGUUCUCCGUUAGCGACCUGCUAAGGUCAAAGGACGAUCAGCUGACCCUCAAUCUAAGGUCUUCUGAUGGUGUGCUGACGGUGGGGACAGUGUUGGUGAGCCGUGUGAACAUCGGGGAGAUGGAGGAGGGGGACAUGGAUCACAUCACGGCCGACGUGCAGCAGGCCCAGAAGUGCACCUUAGUUUGUGAGUCAUCACAGGGAACCCAGAACGACAAAGAUAAUAGCCCCCUGACGGGUGCUGUCUUUAAGAACCCGGUUUGUAAGGUCUACAAGUUCCAGACGGUGGAUAGUAAAUGGAUGCUGGUGAGAGAGCAGAUGGAGGAGUGUACUCUGUCCUUCAGCAUCCCCAGACAGCUCCUCCACCUCUACAUCCAGGAAGACAUGAGGAGGAUACAGGAGCUGAGGGACCUUGGGGAACUGUCUCCCCACUGGGACAACCUGAGGAAGGAGGUGAUUGGCCGUUAUGGACAGGUGAUAGCUGCCUACCAGGAGACCCUGGCUGAGCUGAAUAAGAUCACUGGUCCGUCGUUCAAGCCGAGCUGCAGCAAGGCCCAGCGGUAUCUAGAGUUCAUCCCUAUCAACCUGCACACCCAGAGGAUGAGGGUGACGUGUCCCAGACAAACAGAUGCAUUCUAUGACGUGAUCACGGUGGGGGCUCCAGCGGCCCACUUCCAGGGCUUUAAGGGCGGAGGGCUGCAGCGACUACUGAGCAGACAUGAGGCAGAGAAGAAGAGUUUCAGCACAGCAUACCAGUGCAUCUACUACUCCCCGGAGCACACAGCCAAGGCCCAGGAGGUGUUGCACAGUGUGGGCCAUCUCCAACCUCUCAUCUCGGGCCUGGCAGACCAGCUGCUUCAGGCCGCCCAGCAGCACUCCAUGACUGGGCUGAGGGAGGCACUCAAGACCCUGGCUGGAAAGACGGAGCAGUUUGUGCAUGCGCUCAAAGACGAGCUGGUGAAGAGCGCCUUGCUGGCCCUCCACGCUGCACAGCCUGGCUAUGUUACAAAGAACCAGAACCAGACCCUGCCAGGCCACCAGGGUCACAGCCACCAGGACCACCCUAGUCCCAGCCAGAGGGGUCAACAAGGCCAGAGUCCACCCCAGAACCCAGGCCACAGUCCUGGGCAGCCAUCGGCUACAGACAGCCCUGUGGUGGUGUGUAAUAAUGUGGAUGGUGGUUCCCAGACGGCUCACAACAGAGAAGACGGGCAGGCUCCUCUGAAGCGCCAGGACUCCAUACAGUGUCAUAAGGAGUACGACGAGGAGGAAUGGGACAGGGUGUGGGCCAACGUGGCGAAGAGCCUCAACUGUGUCAUCGCCAUGGUGGACAAGCUCCAGGAGCAGGAACCAAUCAACAACAACCAGGAACAACCAAUCCCUAAGCAGGUCCUGGCUGACGUCAUCACCUCCCACAACCCCGAAGGGGAUUGGCAGGAGCAGCUCUGCCCUCUGGUGGUGAGGUUGAAGGAGUGCGUCGCAGAGGUGGUGGUGCGGGCCAGGAGGGCCAUGACCUUCGUCCUGCUGCAGGAGGCGGCCUGCAGCAUCCCCCAGGGACUGUUCCUCAAGCAGAGGAGGGAUGUGGUCUUCAGUCAGGCGCUAGCUGCGUUGGCGUGUGGUUUCGUCAUGAGGCUGUACGCGGGGAUGGAGGAUAAGGGCUUCCUCAGGCAGCUCCACCUAGUGGGCCUGGUGGCACAGUUUGAAAGCCUGCUAAGCACCUACAGUGAGGAGAUUGGCAUGCUGGAGGACAUGGAGGUGGGCAUCUCAGACCUGCACCGGGUGGCCUUCAAGAUCACCCAGGCCAAGACAGACAACCCCUGUGACCUGCAACCUGUAGUCAUCGGCAGGCGCGACCAUUAUACUGUAGAAGUGCCAUUACCAAGGCUGGCCUUCCAGACGUUACCCCAUGAGAUCAAAGAGGGCAAGGCAUUGCAGGUUUACCCGGUGCUCUUCAACGUGGGAAUCAACGAACAGCAGACAAUAGCAGACAGAUUCGGAGACAUCUCUUUGCAAGAGAGGAUAAACCAGAGGAACUUUGAGAUUUUAGACAGUUAUUACAAAUCACUAAGCGAUAAGGUGCCAUCAGAAUGUCUGCCAUGUUUUCAAACGCAGACGGACUUGAAAGAUUUACUCGGAACCCUGGGCCAGAAUGUAGUGACAAAGAAGAGGAAGAAUGUGGAGAUACUGUGGCUCGCUGGAACGAUCUGCCGACGGCUGAACGGGAUCAGGUUCACCAGCUGUAAAAGUGCCAAAGACAGGACGUCAAUGUCUGUAACCCUGGAGCAGUGUGCCCUGCUGAGAGACGAGCACCAGCUCAACAAGGAUUACUUCAUACGAGCCCUGGACUGCAUGCGGAGGGAGGGAUGUCGGAUUGAGAAUGUGCAAAAGAAUAUUAAAUGCCGGAAGUAUGCCUUCAACAUGCUGCAGCUGAUGGCAUUCCCCAAGAUCUACCGGCCACCGGAGGGGACCUAUGGGAAGGUUGACUCCUGAACCCAACCUAUAUGUAGGAACUAAGAUCUACCGGCCGCCGGAGGGGACCUAUGGGAAGGUUGACUCCUGAACCCAACCUAUAUGUAGGAACUAAGAUCUACCGGCCGCCGGAGGGGACCUAUGGGAAGGUUGACUCCUGAACCCAACCUAUAUGUAGGAACUAAGAUCUACCGGCCGCUGGAGGGGACGUAUGGGAAGGUUGACUCCUGAACCCAACCUAUAUGUAGGAACUAAGACGGCUACGUCCUGAUUCUCCACCCUCCACAGGGAGUGUGCAUGUGCACACUUUGGGAGAAGUGUAGGGAAACAGGACACAGCCGGUGUAAAAAACAAACCAUAUGAUUCCCGACGUCUAAUCCAAGCAGUAAAUAUAGUAGCAAUAGAAAUAGUCUAUAGCCAUGCGCUGCAGGUCCAGAUGUAAAAAAAUAAAUGAAAGGUUGUAGGUGUUAAUGAUAUUGGCCAUGUUGUGUAACGUUGCUGGGACAAACUGUUUUGUCUGAGUUAAGUUUGUCCGUAUUUCUUGUUCAGGCGUUCCUUUGUAAUUUUCUUCUUCGCUGGGUCAUCGUUUGUAAUAUCUGCGAAGCGUGUUGCUUGCCAAUUGAGCAUACUUUCUCAUGCUCUGUUUAUGAAAUGCCUUUAAGGUUAGUCACAUUGGCACAUGUAAACACAGUAACUAAUUUGCGUCAGACAUGGCUUGAAGGAAGCCUUGAAAAGGUUCUAUAAGUUCGCAAAAAAGCUGAACAGACUUUCACGUUUAGCUUGUUGUUCAUGUUCCCUCAGGUCUCUUUUGUAGAAGGCUGUCUGUCCCUUAAGGAGCCUGAGAGAGUUUACUGUAAAUAUAAUUUAAUUCCAUUAAUAUGUUCUCCUCUCAUUCUCAAUCAUGGUUGCGUUUAAGACCACCUCAAAAAAAAUUGUACAAUAAUAAACUCAAUCGUAAUGUGUCUCACAAAAUUUGUUGAAUUACUGCCAUAUCUAUCACAUGCUGUAUAUAACUUUACUUUUGUUUAGAAAAUAUUGUUUUCCUUUAUUUUCCCUCCACAAUCAGUCAAUUGAAAACCAAACCAUAACCCCUUUGUAUCAUAACAUUUAUUUUUAUAUCCUUUUUUAUUCUGUUUUUAUGCUUUAUUCAAGGUCACUGUCUUAGAUUCAAAAACAUCCAAGGCUCUUCCUGUAUGUUUGUGCUUUGCAAUGUGUUGCAUUCCUGUUUAUUUCAUUUAAAUACAUCUGAUUAAAUUGCUUGGGAUGGAUGUUAA
Oncorhynchus keta (chum salmon) is the source of this 4221-nucleotide messenger RNA. Its product is annotated as type II inositol 3,4-bisphosphate 4-phosphatase. Bases 74 to 2968 code for a protein of 964 amino acids. The transcript has 22 exons. The record is from RefSeq and is a predicted model, not a curated record. Gene Ontology annotation, molecular function: phosphatidylinositol-3,4-bisphosphate 4-phosphatase activity. Lineage: Eukaryota; Metazoa; Chordata; Actinopteri; Salmoniformes; Salmonidae. Gene Ontology annotation, cellular component: cytoplasm.